Messenger RNA from Haplochromis burtoni (Burton's mouthbrooder), 3416 nucleotides. RefSeq names its product TBC1 domain family member 12. NCBI's taxonomy places the organism in Eukaryota, Metazoa, Chordata, Actinopteri, Cichliformes, Cichlidae. The record is from RefSeq and is a predicted model, not a curated record.
GAUCUUCACUCUGUAUAGCAAGUCGCUGCCGUUGGACCUGGCGUGUCGAGUGUGGGAUGUGUUCUGCAGAGAUGGUGAAGAGUUCCUGUUCCGCACGGCUCUGGGAUUGCUUCGCCUCUACCAGGAUGUCCUGACCAGCAUGGACUUCAUCCACAUGGCUCAGUUCCUCACCCGCCUGCCUGACCUCAUCCCUGCCGACCAGCUCUUCCAGCACAUUGCUGCUAUUCACAUGACCAGCCGCAACAGGAAGUGGGCACAGGUCUUGCAGGCGCUGACGGAGCAGAAGAGAUCGGGAGCGAGGUUGCCCGGUGCUGAAGCGUUGAGCUGAGAUCAGAACAUAACCAGCUCAAGCUAAAGUACUCAAUCAGACCCCCUCCAGCCUUUGGAAAAGCCUACACUCUUGCCCAAGCUGAUGGACCUGAGAGAGAUCUUCUGUCAGGUUGGGGACACGUCCAGUUGAGGCUGCAGUGAUAAAGCUCUUCUCCAGAGCCAUGCCACUCCUCCGACUGGAACCAGAACACUGGAGGGGGUCUCAGUGACUGAGCAGGGGUGUGAAAAAGGAAUAUGAGGCCUUAUUUAACUUCCAGCACCCCUCCUCUGCUCAGAGGCCCAGCAGCAAACUGGAAACUUGUAGCUGGGAAAGGCUGAAGAAUGUAACACACACUCCCACAUGUAUGAACCUACCCGACUGACUCAGUUCCCCAGAGACUGAAGGAAACCACAGAGAUACCAGAUACUACAUCAACUCCUUCACUGCUGCCAGCUCUCAGAUCCUUUCUGUUUGAUUCGGCAAAUGAAGCUUAAAUGUGUCUACAGCAAUGUUCAUCUCUGUAGUCAAAUCUGUAAACGACAUAAAUACGUGAGGGGGUUCCUAGCUGUCUCUGUGCGUCUCCUUCUGCGUAGCGGCACCUUUUUUUCCACUCACUUUAAUUUUUCUCACAUUCCUUUGUGUCCUCCAUGUUUUUAUUUCCUUUUGAUCUGAGUUUGCUUUUCAUUGGCUUGUAAUCAGGACCAAAUUGUCACCUUAGCUGUUCCAUGAAGACAACUCUUCUGAACAGGGGGAGUUUUGUAGGUUAUAAUCCAUGAAGGUAUGACACAAAUGCACAUAAGAAAACGUGGUGUGUUUGAGAGCACCGCGUUACAGUUAAUGAAAUGUUUUAGUUCAUUAGAAGAGGUCAGAAGCUGCCUGUGUCAGCGAGACUGGAAUAAAUGAGGUAAAGUGUUAGAUGUGGAUUUCCCCUGUAUUUAAUAUAUUUGUGGUACAUUAAUUUGCAUUAAUUGAUUAGCUUUUGUUAUGAUUUCAGAUGUGUUGGUGUGAGUGUGAAGUCUUUUGUUCAUUUAUUUAGUAUAUUUAAGAAAAGGAUGGAUUUGGUCCAGACAAAUGAAGGGUUGUCGUUGAGCUUCUGGCUGCACAUUUGGAGCACUUUUAAUCUCUUUUUAAACACAUUCUAGAUUGCAGGCUGUAACUUGAGGGGCAUUGCACGCAUUUGGCUGCAUAAUUUAUUUCCAGGGAGCAAUCUAAAAGUACUAACCACACUGGCCAAUGAAAUUAACUUUGAAGCAUUAAGAUGUGGAGACUCUGAGGAGUGUGCAGUCAGCUGUUGAUGGUUUUUACUUUCAAGGCUCGCUAUGCAGGAGUUUUGUUGUUGCUGUUUGCAUCGUGGGUCUGUCGUCCUUGGCUUAAAAGUAUUUUUUUCAAUUGCCAUCUGUGAAAUUUAACCAAAACCUUCACUUUUUUUAAAUCAAGUGGCUGGGCUUUUCCCCCCGGCUGUCGUUGUACAUUCUUAGUGACGUGCCUGGUGGACUCGCUGCACCAUCUCGAGGUACAAAUUUGGCUUUUCGUGAAAGAGCGGGACAACCCAGGUUUGGUUCCAGGUAAUUAAUGUGACAAAUUAAGGAUGAAUGGUUUGGGCAUAAAGUUUAAAUAGCUACACCGCAACAUACGGUGGGUCGUAAGUGGUUGAUCAGAGAGAUUCCUAAAGUUUAAAAUCCUGCAUAGACGGCCUUUAAUUACUUGCAUUAGCUGUGUGUAAACGUCACUGUUGCAGCUGUAGUUAUUGACUGUUGGUCAGAUUACUAGCCUGCAGCAUCACUGUAACCGUCUCACCCGUCAUGUUGUGGUGCCCCUCACAGUUUUAAAUCCUCCACUCUGGAGCAAAGUGCAGUAUAACAGAGAUUUCUUACUUUGGUUUAAAGAUUUUCUGCUUUUUUGUUUUGUGGGGGCUUUAAAUUGGUUGUUUUAUAGAGUUUUUAUUAGGGUAGCAGAUCUGAUUAUUUGAUAAUAGAAGCAAUAUUUAGUUAGAGCCCUACACAAAGUUGGAAGAAGGAAGCGGAUUGUUGGAUAUUGAGCGUCACACAGCCUGCAAAUCUCGACUUUUAGUUUUUCAUCAUGAGAUGACACAGAUUGUGUUGUCUUUUGUGUCACAGUGGCAUAGUGGAGAGAGAUCUGGCCUAGAUCUGCUAACUGCUGCGUGUGUCAGGGUAUUGUGGCUGCUUAAAGUUGAGGUUGUCACUAAGUUGAGGCCUUGACACUGCAUUCACACUGUGGUUAUUGUGUCACUCCAUCCUCACCAGUAGUGGGCGGAGCCAAUGCUACGUUGAUUGGAUACACUGUGCAAAGUCAACACACUGCAUUUCCUGAUCUGAUCUUUGUUUUGUGACAGUGAUGACUUUGAAAGCCCAUUGUGCACAAGCGUCAUCAGAGGAAUGAAAGGCCGAUGUAUGAGGAAAUGUCUCGUCGUUCCUUGUGAAACUGCUUCACGUGCUGUGUUGUGCUGCUGAAUUUGUGUGUGAUGGAGUUCCAGUCGGUCUUUCCUGUUAUAUUAGUGAACUCAAUCUCUUAACCCUCAGCUGAGGCUGUGCUUUCUUAAAUCCCUGGACAUUAGCUGAAGUAGAACGUUCAGUCUGGGCUUUAAAAACAGGAAGACUCCUUUCGUUUUGUAAUUCAUCAUCGUCUCAGCCACAUGGCCGCUGAAAGGGCGCCUGCUGUGUUUUUGACUCAGCACCGUGCAAUACUAUGUCUGAUCAUUCUUCUAAAUGCACCCCCUCCCCCACUGUGGUGAAACACUGCAGGACUGCAGUUAAAGCUUUUUGCAAGCCAUACGUGCAAGCCUUUGAGUUGUGCCUCUGAUCGUCUCGUGGUUAAAAACGGGUUGUUGAUUUCUCCACCUUUUUUAGGUAGCUGUUUGCAAACUGUAGUGUGUGUCUGUAUGUGUAUGUCUUGUUUGUGUGGUUAAGUGGUAUCUUCACAAUUAGACCUGUUGGUUACCAGUUAAUUGUUACAUUUAAAGCUGGCCUGGGUAUCAGCUCUACCUGUCAACACUACCUUUUGAUCCUUAGUGGUCAAAAAGAACAUUCAGACUAAAUUGGGUUGAAAGAUAUUUUAGAUGAUGUACCAUUGCUUGAUAAUCAUGUUG